AUGACACCCAUCCAAAUGGUGGAGUUUGCUUGGGGACUUUCCAAUAGCAAUCAAGCCUUUCUUUGGAUAAUAAGGCCAGAUCUUGUCGUCGACGAAACAGCAGUUCUUCCCCCGGAGUUUGUGGUUGCGGCCAAGGAGGGAGGCUUGCUAGCAAGUUGGUGCCCACAAGAAAAAGUCCUGUCACACCCGUCGAUCGGAGGUUUUCUGACUCAUUGUGGGUGGAACUCCACUCUCGAAAGCAUUUCUAGUGAGAUGCCCAUGUUGUGUUGGCCAUUUUUUGGAGAUCAGCAAACUGAUUGUUGGUAUUGGUGUGGUAAAUGGGGUAUUGGCAUGGAGAUUCAGAAUGAUGUUAAGAGAUAUGAAGUUGAGACGGUAGUGAGAGAGUUGAUGGUUGGGGAAAAGAGGAAGGUGAUGAAGGAACAGGCGAUGGAGUGGAAGAAAUUGGCCGAUGAAGCUACUUCAAAAUCAUCUGGUUCGUCUAUCAUGAACCUUGAUAAAUUGGUCAAUCAAGUGCUUAUCUCUACGGCUUAA
Rhododendron vialii is the source of this 531-nucleotide messenger RNA. RefSeq names its product 7-deoxyloganetin glucosyltransferase-like. The record is from RefSeq and is a predicted model, not a curated record. Lineage: Eukaryota; Viridiplantae; Streptophyta; Magnoliopsida; Ericales; Ericaceae. The coding region runs from base 1 to 531 and encodes 176 amino acids. The transcript has a single exon. Gene Ontology annotation, molecular function: UDP-glycosyltransferase activity.